Anolis sagrei ordinatus is the source of this 798-nucleotide messenger RNA. It is a transcript of the gene RPL13, whose product is annotated as ribosomal protein L13. Gene Ontology annotation, cellular component: ribosome; cytosolic large ribosomal subunit. Gene Ontology annotation, molecular function: structural constituent of ribosome; RNA binding. The record is from RefSeq and is a predicted model, not a curated record. Gene Ontology annotation, biological process: translation. NCBI's taxonomy places the organism in Eukaryota, Metazoa, Chordata, Lepidosauria, Squamata, Anolidae.
AGACUUCCGGUUGUGGCCCACGCACAGCGUUACACAUAUCCCGGCGUCCCGUGCGGCGCUUCUUUCUUUUUCCGGCCGGCCAUUUUCCCUCCCGGGAGGGCAAUAAGCAGCCAUGGCGCCCAGCCGAAAUGGCAUGAUAUUGAAGCCCCAUUUCCACAAAGACUGGCAAAGACGGGUGGCCACUUGGUUUAACCAGCCAGCCAGGAAGAUCCGCAGGAGGAAGGCACGGCAGGCAAAGGCCCGUCGAAUCGCUCCCCGUCCAGUAUCUGGACCAAUCAGACCCGUCGUGAGGUGCCCCACUGUCCGAUAUCAUACCAAAGUCCGGGCUGGUAGAGGAUUCAGCUUGGAAGAAUUGCGGAUGGCCGGCAUCAACAAGAAGUUUGCCCGGACGAUCGGGAUCGCGGUGGACCCCCGUCGCCGCAACAGGUCCACAGAGGCCCUGCAGACCAACGUCCAGCGGCUGAAGGAGUACCGCUCCAAGCUCAUCUUGUUCCCCAGGAAGCCUUCUGCGCCCAAGAAGGGAGACAGUCCAGCAGAAGAGCUCAAGAUGGCCACCCAGCUCUCCGGACCAGUUAUGCCCAUCAAGAAUGUCCACAAGAAAGAGAAGGCUCGGGUCAUCACCGAGGAGGAGAAGAACUUUAAGGCCUUCGCCAGCCUGCGCAUGGCCAGGGCCAACGCACGGCUUUUCGGCAUCCGGGCCAAACGGGCCAAAGAAGCUGCUGAGCAGGAAGUGGAGAAGAAAAAAUAAUAAUAAACUUUUUGCUUGGGGCCUCUCAAUAAAAGUGGAUGGAUCUAAAA